Sphaerodactylus townsendi is the source of this 975-nucleotide messenger RNA. It is a transcript of the gene CBY2, whose product is annotated as chibby family member 2. The transcript has a single exon. Bases 1 to 975 code for a protein of 324 amino acids. Lineage: Eukaryota; Metazoa; Chordata; Lepidosauria; Squamata; Sphaerodactylidae. The record is from RefSeq and is a predicted model, not a curated record.
AUGGACUACAUCCCCCCACGGGUCAAGUUGAGCAACGACACUUUUGUCUUCCUUGAUGGCAAGUGGGUGAAUGAAACCUACAUUCAGUCGGCAUUCUCUCCCUCUGCGGAAAGUUUCCAGAAACACACUGGCAAGAAAGUCCGCAGCGACUGGACUCUCUGGGAAGAGAACAAGGUCCUUUGGGACGAGAACAAGGCCUUGCGGGUGGAGAACCGGGCUCUCCGGGAAGAGAAUAAGGCUCUGCAGUGCUUGCGGAUGGAGAACAAGGGAAUUCAGGUCAUCUAUGACGAGAGUCUCCAACAAGUGCUGAAGCAAGACAACAAGACUCUAGAAGGCCUUCCUACCUUAGGUCUCCAAAGCAGUAUCGAAAACAAAGCCCUUCAAGUCCUCCGGGAUGAGAACAAAGCCCUCCAGGUCUUUCGGGAAAACAAUGUGGCUUUGAAGAUCUUCCCAGACAGCAUCUUCCCUGAUAAGAAGAAACCGAUUCCAGUUCUCCAGAAGGAAAAACUCACUGUCCAGUUAUUAGGGAAGGAAGAGCAGGCAGGCGCUGAAACCAGCAAGGCUGUUGCAGCCCAAGAAAACAGCUCCAAAGCUGCCCUGUCGCAGGCAGUCAAAGCUGCCCCGGAAAUGCAGGAGGAGAGCAGGGCUUUGCCGGUCCUGGAAAGAAACAAACUCCCGCUGUCCCUGCCGGAGGAGAACGAGGCUUUCAUGACAGUUCAGAAGCUGAACCAGACCGUGCUGUCCCUGCUCAGAGAGAACCAGGCCCUCCUGGAAGAAAAACAGACACUCCACUCCCUCCAGGGAGGCAACAAAGUGCUCUGGGAGGAGAACAACACAUUGAAGCUGCAGCUCAACACCGUCAAAGUGGCCAUCAGCAAGAUAGGGGCACAGAUGGAGGCCCUGCAGCAGGAGCUGGGCGCCUUUGCCUUCCUGCCUGAGGGGGAGAAUGAGACCAAGAAGCUGGAAAGUUCCUGA